This is a messenger RNA of Puntigrus tetrazona (Sumatra barb), 1585 nucleotides long. RefSeq names its product gastrula zinc finger protein XlCGF57.1-like. Lineage: Eukaryota; Metazoa; Chordata; Actinopteri; Cypriniformes; Cyprinidae. The coding region runs from base 13 to 1347 and encodes 444 amino acids. The transcript has 2 exons. The record is from RefSeq and is a predicted model, not a curated record.
GCUGCUGUUGAGAUGAUGUUCGUUAAAGAGGAGACCGAGGAGGACACCAGUGAACCAGAAGCAUGGAGAAUAAAACAAGAGGAACCAGAAACCUGGGGAAUAAAACAAGAGGAGCAAGAAGGCCUGAUAAAAGUCAAAGAAGAAAGUCCAGAUCUAAAUGAAGUGGAGAAGAAGCAUCAGGAACAGAAAGACCUUGACAUCAACGGAGAAAAAUCAGCGAGUGGCAGAAUUCGAAUAACGGGAGUCAAAGGCCCUUUCAGCUGCUCUCAGUGCGGAAACACUUACAAACAGAAAGGAAGACUUAUGAAACACAUGAGAAUCCAUAGCGUGGAAAAGGCUUUUAGCUGUUUUCAGUGCGGAAACACUUUCAAGCGUAAUGAAAACCUUAAGAAUCACUUGCUAAUUCAUGCUGGAAUAAAGCCUUUUGCCUGCUCUCAGUGUGAGAAGACUUUCACACAAAAAGGACAACUUAAGAAUCAUUUAGUAACGCACUCUUCAGAAAAGCCUUUCGUCUGCUCUCAGUGCGGAAACAGUUUCACGCGUAAAACGCACCUUAAGAAUCACAUGUUAAUUCAUACCGGCAUAAAGUCUUUCAGCUGCUCUCGGUGUGGAAAGAGUUUUACGCAGAAAGGACACCUUAAUGACCACUUGAUAACUCACUCUUCAGAAAAACCAUUCAUCUGCUCUCAGUGUGGAAAGAGCUUCACGCGUAAAACCCACCUUGAGAAUCACUUGUUGAUUCAUAAUGCAAUAAAGUCUUUCAGCUGCUCUCAGUGUGGAAAGAGUUUCAUACAGAAAGGACAACUUAAGAAUCAUUUGGUAACUCACACUUCGGAAAAGCCCUUCAGCUGCUCUCAGUGCGGAAAGAGCUUCACGCGUAAAACGCACCUUAAGAACCACAUGUUAAAUCAUGCUGGAAUAAAGCCUUUCAGCUGCUCUCGGUGUGGAAAGAGUUUUACGCAGAAAGGACACCUUAACGACCACUUGGUAACUCACUCUUCAGAAAAGCCCUUCGCCUGCUCUCAGUGCGGAAAGUCUUUCACACGUAAAAGAUACCUUAACACUCACGUGUUAAUGCACGCUGGAAUAAAGCCUUUUACCUGCUCUCAGUGUGGAAAGAGUUUCAUAUGUAAAGGAAUCCUGAGGAAUCACAUGCUAAUUCAUGCUGGAAUAAAGCCUUUCAGCUGCUCUCACUGUGGGAAGAGUUUCACGCAGAAAGGACACCUUAAGAAUCAUUUGGUAACUCACUCUUCAGAAAAGCCUUUUACCUGCUCUCAGUGUGGAAAGGGUUUUAUAUGUAAAGGAAUCCUGAAGAAGCACAUGUUAAGUCAUGCUGAGAAAAAGUAAGGUAGCCAAUCAAUCCUUCCUUAUAAUAUGGUAUCGUUACAUAUUUAAGGAAUAAAAGUCACCAUGUGCCCCCUAUUUAAUACAUAUGGCAUAUGACCACCUAGAUCAUACAAAUGAACUCUUAAUUCAUUAUGUUUGGAUUUGUGAACCUAGCCCAUUGAGGAAAGUUUUAAGACCAAGCGCAAUCCUCUGCUAACUGCUAACUUUUUCAUUAUGUGAGUCUUAACAUGCAAAAUGA